Molecule: messenger RNA, 1911 nt
Organism: Maniola jurtina (meadow brown)
Lineage: Eukaryota; Metazoa; Arthropoda; Insecta; Lepidoptera; Nymphalidae
Product: zinc finger protein 64-like
Exons: 9
Coding region: 115-1911 (598 amino acids)
Cellular component (GO): nucleus
Molecular function (GO): zinc ion binding
Source: RefSeq, a predicted model, not a curated record
ACCAUUUUGAGAAUUUGUAAUAUUGUGACCUUAGUGUACACUGCUGCUGUCAGUACAAAAGUCCUACAAAAAUAUUACCUACAAUUAAUUGCGCCAUUGCGCCUUUUAGGGAAAAUGGCAAUGCGGUGCUGUGUGCCAUUCUGCAAAACCACGGCGGAGGUCGUCUCCGAAUCCGAGGAGAUUACAUUUCACGAGUUCCCCAGAGAAGUGCAUCUCCGUGCUGCUUGGCUCAGAGCCCUCGGCAAACAAGACACUCUCCUGCCAGAGCCUGCUGUGGUCUGCUCGCAGCAUUUUCUGAACGACGACAUUUAUGAAACAGAGAGUGGCUCAAGGCGGAUUCGUACUGGCGCUAUCCCCUCACCAGUGCUGGUCUGCAUGAUAUGCCUGGACUCUCGCAGCAAGCUGUUUCUGAUGAGUAAAUACCAGUUGGAAGAAGCAUAUGAACAUUUAGUGGGACAUCCUUUGUGUGGUCAAGGAAAGCUCAAACAAACGCUUUGUGUGCAAUGUGCCCAGAGACUGGUGAACUUUAGCGCAUUCAGAGACAAGAGCUUGAGAGCGCGCUCCCUGAUGAUAGAGCUACUUGACAGACAUGAAGUGAUAACUAUACGACAUGUCAAAUUGAUAAGCCGCGUAAAAUACCAACUACAGUCCGACAUUGUCUCGGCGGUGUCGGAGCCCGACUACUGCGAUGUGUACAUAGCACACUCCGACGCGGACGGACGGACAGAACUAGACGCGACUGCCGCAACUGACGAAGCAGUUGCAGUCAAACGGGAAGCCGAGCCAGCCGCCGCCCAAACAGAGUUAUAUCCUUUCAGCCACAUGAUUCCCAAGCCGGAGUCGUCGGGGGACUGCGAGCAAGCUUCGGUCGCUCCUUCGGUACUCGCGACCAAUCACGGAAACGAAGAACAUCCAACUGAUACACACGACGAGUUGGAUAUAUUGUCUUUCGAAAGUAAUACAAACAUUUUGGAAAAUUCAGGGAAAUCCCAGGACCCCUUACUAAAACUGAAGGAAUCGUUGGCGAAAAUAAGUGAUAAUAUCAAUUUGCGAACAGCGAGGCCAAAUGUUCUUUUGAAAAACGAACACAAUUCCCAGGAUAUAUCCUGUACACAGUUAGGAAACUAUACUGACCAGAUGCAGUAUAUCUGUGACGUGUGUCAAAAGAUAUUUCAACGGAAAAGUUCCUUAGUUACCCACAUUAGGGCGCACACUUACGCAAACACUUUCUCAUGUAAGUUAAGAGAGCGCAAAUUCACUCAAAGCAGUUCGUCAUUGAGCCCCAGGAGGACUCACGCUGGCGAUAAGUCUUUCGUGUGUAAGUUGUGCAAUUAUAAAUGUACAGUAAACAGUAGUUUAGUGAGUCACAUGAGGACUCACACUGGCGAAAAACCUUUCGCUUGUAAGUUAUGUAAAUACAAAUGUACAGAAAAUGGUAAGUUAAUAACUAUACGACAUGUCAAAUUGAUAAGCCGCGUAAAAUACCAACUACAGUCCGACAUUGUCUCGGCGGUGUCGGAGCCCGACUACUGCGAUGUGUACAUAGCACACUCCGACGCGGACGGACGGACAGAACUAGACGCGACUGCCGCAACUGACGAAGCAGUUGCAGUCAAACGGGAAGCCGAGCCAGCCGCCGCCCAAACAGAGUUAUAUCCUUUCAGCCACAUGAUUCCCAAGCCGGAGUCGUCGGGGGACUGCGAGCAAGCUUCGGUCGCUCCUUCGGUACUCGCGACCAAUCACGGAAACGAAGAACAUCCGACUGAUACAGACGACGAGUUCGAUAUAUUGUCUUUCGAAAAUAAUACAAACAUUUUUGAAUAUUCAGGGAAAUCCCAGGACCCCUUACUAAAACUGAAGGAAUCGUUGCAGUUCGUCAUCGAGCCCCAGGAGGACUCGCACUGGCGAUAA